AUCGUGAUAGGAAAACCCCGUUAUCCAAUGAAAGUGUAGUGAGUACGGCAAAAUCUGUGCUGCUCAGCAUUGCAAUGAUGAAAACGACAAAGCCGGCAUAGAUUUACUCCCGGUUUCCUGUGUAGGCUAGUCCUAUACAUUUCAACAGCUUAAGAAAUAAUACACCCAUACUCCUCAAAACCCCCACGGCGGCAAACAGGCUUACAACCUCACACCCACUCACGGAAUGCAGAAGAAAAUGAGAGAGCUUGAUAUUAGAUACUCGCGGAAUCUAGUUUCACUGGCCACCGCCGCGGCAACUUCGCUCUCUCCCAUCAUCAUGGCCAUUCGCCGGAACUGAACAUAUAAAGUAGGGUUGGGUCUUAUGUUGCCAAUGAGCUUCUAUACUAAUGGGAUACGGCAAGGAUGGUGCCCUAGUGCGAUAUAAUGAAUCACAGGAUAAAACCGGAGGAAACACCCUCUCCGAGUGACCCAAGAUCGUGCCAUUCCCGACCUUCACGAUUCAUAUCACCUAGAUCUAUUGAUCUCUAUAUAGCAGGUCGGACUGCCGAUAUACUUCCCCAUGACCGCAAAAUUCUCUUUCAUACUCUAGACUCUUUCAAUUUCCCGUAAACCCUCUCGAAGGCAUUUAAACUCAGAGAAGUGAAGACAUCUCGGGCUAUGGAGUUGUUGUGGCUCCAUGUUGAUAUCGAAUAACCCCUUCACAGCCCGUGGCAAGAAGCGAAGCGAAUUACAUUUAGUAGCAUUCAAUAAAUUUAUUUCUCCUUGUA
Molecule: messenger RNA, 770 nt
Organism: Tuber melanosporum (Perigord truffle)
Lineage: Eukaryota; Fungi; Ascomycota; Pezizomycetes; Pezizales; Tuberaceae
Exons: 1
Coding region: 427-612 (61 amino acids)
Source: RefSeq, a predicted model, not a curated record